Molecule: messenger RNA, 2157 nt
Organism: Orycteropus afer afer
Lineage: Eukaryota; Metazoa; Chordata; Mammalia; Tubulidentata; Orycteropodidae
Gene: MTMR7
Product: myotubularin related protein 7
Biological process (GO): phosphatidylinositol dephosphorylation
Molecular function (GO): phosphatidylinositol phosphate phosphatase activity
Source: RefSeq, a predicted model, not a curated record
AAUGUCCGCCUGGUAGAUCGAAUAUCUUCUAAAAAAGCAGCCCUAGGGACUUUGUAUUUGACAGCUACUCAUGUCAUAUUCGUGGAAAAUGCACCUGAUGCAAGGAAAGAAACUUGGAUUCUUCACAGUCAAAUUUCUACUAUUGAAAAGCAGGCAACAACGGCUACUGGAUGCCCUCUGCUUAUUCGCUGCAAGAACUUUCAGACAGUACAACUCAUCAUACCACAAGAAAGAGAUUGCCAUGAUGUGUACAUCUCUCUGAUACGCCUCGCAAGGCCAGUGAAAUAUGAGGAGCUGUACUGCUUUUCAUUCAACCCCAAGCUUGAUAAAGAAGAGAGAGAACAAGGCUGGCUACUGAUUGACCUCAGUGAAGAGUACAAGCGGAUGGGCCUCCCUAAUAACUAUUGGCAGCUCAGCGAUGUGAAUAGAGACUACAGAGUUUGUGACUCUUACCCUACUGAGUUAUAUGUUCCCAAAUCGGCCACAGCACACAUCAUCGUAGGGAGUUCCAAAUUCCGGAGUAGACGGCGAUUUCCUGCCCUUUCUUACUACUGUAAAGAUAACCACGCCUCCAUCUGUCGGAGCAGCCAGCCCUUGUCUGGCUUCAGUGCCCGGUGCCUGGAGGAUGAGCAGAUGCUCCAGGCCAUCAGAAAAGCCAAUCCAGAAAGUGACUUCAUAUAUGUUGUUGACACUCGACCUAAACUUAAUGCAAUGGCAAACCGAGCUGCAGGGAAAGGCUAUGAGAAUGAAGACAAUUAUUCCAAUAUCAAGUUUCAGUUUAUUGGAAUAGAGAACAUCCAUGUCAUGAGGAACAGUCUGCAAAAAAUGCUGGAAGUGUGUGAACUUAAAUCUCCCUUGAUGAGUGAUUUCCUGUGGGGACUGGAGAACUCUGGCUGGUUAAGGCACAUUAAGGCCAUUAUGGAUGCAGGAAUCUUCAUUGCAAAGGCAGUUUCCGAGGAAGGAGCAAGUGUACUUGUUCACUGUUCUGAUGGCUGGGAUAGGACAGCGCAGGUGUGCUCAGUGGCCAGCCUCCUGCUGGACUCUCACUACCGGACUCUCAAGGGCUUCAUGGUAUUAAUUGAAAAGGACUGGAUUUCCUUUGGUCAUAAGUUUAAUCACAGAUAUGGCAAUCUAGAUGGUGACCCAAAAGAAAUCUCUCCAGUUAUUGACCAGUUCAUUGAAUGUGUUUGGCAGUUAAUGGAACAAUUUCCCUGUGCCUUUGAGUUCAAUGAGAGGUUUUUAAUUCACAUUCAACAUCACAUUUAUUCCUGCCAAUUUGGAAACUUCCUAUGUAACAGUCAAAAGGAGAGACGAGAACUCAAAAUUCAAGAAAGAACAUACUCUUUAUGGGAUCACCUGUGGAAGAAUCGAGCUGACUACCUUAAUCCUCUGUUUAGAGCUGAUCAUAGUCAGACCCAGGGAACUCUUCAUCUCCCCACAACACCAUGCAACUUCAUGUACAAGUUUUGGAGUGGCAUGUAUAAUCGCUUUGAAAAGGGGAUGCAGCCCCGACAGUCAGUUACAGAUUACCUUAUGGCAGUGAAGGAGGAAACUCAGCAGCUGGAGGAAGAACUAGAAGCCCUCGAAGAAAGGCUGGAAAAAAUUCAAAAAGUCCAGUUAAAUUGCACUAAGGUGAAGAGUAAGCAAAGUGAACCCAGCAAAUACUCAGGGUUUUCUACCUCAGACAACAGCACAGCCAACACACCCCAGGAUUACAGUGGAAAUAUGAAAUCAUUUCCAUCUAGGAGCCCUUCACAAGGAGAUGAAGAUUCUGCUCUGAUUCUAACACAAGACAAUUUGAAAAGCUCAGAUCCAGAUCUGUCAGCCAACAGUGAUCAAGAGUCUGGCGUGGAAGAUCUGAGCUGUCGUUCUCCAAGUGGUGGUGAAUGUGCACCGAGUGAAGACAGUGGGAAAGACCGAGAUUCUGAUGAAGCAGUCUUUCUCACAGCAUGAAGUUUCCCCUUGAAGUUCCAAAAUAAAAGACACAUAAGAAAUACUUCCAAAAAUAAGGGAACUGUGCAAUUUAAAAUAAAAAUCUCAAGAAAUCGUACUUGUCACCAGGAAUUAUAAAUUUUAGGUACAAAAAGGGAAAUAGUAGCCUACUUUUAGUUUUGUUAAGAUGUUGACAGACAGGAAACAGCCAUUUUAUCUAAAAUA